CGCAACAUCAGCAACCGACAUUGACAGCCGAUCGCUCCCCUUCCCUCUCAUCAUGCCGCUCAUAGUAUUGACCGGCUAUCCCUGCUCCGGCCUCACCUACCGCGCCAACCAACUCGCAACGCAGCUCGAAGAAACCCAAACCGAGCUCUUCAACACCGGCGCUCUUCCCUCCACGAAACCCCGCUACAAGAUCCACGUCGUACCUACUCAUGAUCCCUCUCAUCCGCGAACCGUCUACGACCAUGCCCGCACAGAAAAGGAGACCCGAGGCGUGGCGUAUGCGCGGGCGAAGCGCGCCCUCGGCAAGGACAGUUUCGUGAUCCUCGACGGAAUGAACUACAUCAAAGGAUACCGGUAUCAGCUGUGGUGUGAAGCGAAGGCACUAGGGACGACAUGUUGUGUGGUCCACGUCGGCACCCCCAUCGACCAAUGCGUCGCAAACAACGAGGCACGCCUCCGCCGUCAAAAGAACACAAACAACAAUAACAACGACGAGAACACUCCCCAGUCUGACGCCGAAGCGACUCCAUCCACCACCGAACCCACCUCCGACCAAGAAGACCCCUACCCCCCGGAACUCCUCAACAACCUCAUCUUCCGUUACGAAGAACCCAGCAUCCACAGCCGCUGGGACAAGCCUCUCUUCACCGUCCCUUGGACCGAUACUUCCCCCCCGAUCGCCGAAAUCUGGACAGCCCUAACCGGCAUCCCACACCCUUCAGCAACAACUACCGCCGACCCCAACACCACCGUAUCAACCCUCACCUCAGCCCUCAACAAUACUAGCCUCUCCUCAGCAGCAAGCACCACCACCACAGCAAACAAUCCCUCUACAUUCCGCACCAACCGCCCCAAAAUCAAACCCCACCAAGCAACCGCCCUCCCCGCCGCAACAGACUCCACAGCCCUCUACAACAUGGAAAAGCGCACCUCAGCCAUCGUCUCCGCCAUCCGCAGCUUCACGCUCUCCAACCCCUCCGCUGAAGCCGCCCUCGCGCAGUGCCAAGAUGGCAGCAGCAGCAGCGGUAAUGGGCGGGGAAUUAGCAUUCCCGUCCCGGAGGCGUCCAUGCCCGUUUACGUUCCGGCGCAUGUGGCCACGUCCGGCACGACGGAUGAAUUAGCCGGCGCAGGCGGCAUUCUGGCGCUCCCGAGACUGCAGAGGCUGAGGAGGCAGUGGAUUGCGUUAAAUCGGGCGUAUGUGCAGGGGGCGCAUGCAUCGAGUAAGGGCGGAUUGACGGCGGAGCAGGUGCCGGAUGCUUUUGUGAGGUUUUUGAAUGCGGAGUUUGGGGCGGAGAGCGAGUAAUCGCAUUUUUUCAAAAGUCCUGUUAUUGAUUUGUGGUUCGUUUUGUGAUGAGGGUGGUGGGUUUUGUUGGGACAUGUUCUCUUGUUAAGAGGGAGUCGUUAAGGUGAAGACUUGCUUAUAGUGAUGUGAUAGAGACGGGUGGGAAAAGUUUACCAUAGAAGCGUGUGUUUUUGCAAGUAUUUAGAGAGCGUCAUUUUCAUUAUAGCUUACUGCAAAUAAC
Molecule: messenger RNA, 1523 nt
Organism: Aspergillus eucalypticola CBS 122712
Lineage: Eukaryota; Fungi; Ascomycota; Eurotiomycetes; Eurotiales; Aspergillaceae
Product: putative RNA polymerase II Elongator complex associated protein Kti12
Exons: 3
Coding region: 53-1303 (416 amino acids)
Source: RefSeq, a predicted model, not a curated record